Molecule: messenger RNA, 2960 nt
Organism: Anopheles merus
Lineage: Eukaryota; Metazoa; Arthropoda; Insecta; Diptera; Culicidae
Exons: 3
Coding region: 1229-2467 (412 amino acids)
Biological process (GO): apoptotic DNA fragmentation
Cellular component (GO): nucleus; mitochondrial inner membrane
Molecular function (GO): RNA endonuclease activity; single-stranded DNA endonuclease activity
Source: RefSeq, a predicted model, not a curated record
GUAAAUGGCGCGAAUAGCUCUAUACAGCGACCAGUCGAUUAUUCUCUCCCGGGGAGUCAGCCUGCUCUCAGGGAUUACGUUAUCAGUAACUGUGCGCGUGAGUUACUGCCCACCCGUCUGUUGCAAUGUGUAUGUAGGUUCAUUGCCAAGAGCACUACAAUUGGAACUCCAACGUAGUUAGUAAGGCUGAGAAUGGGUGGAUGUUUUGGUUUGAGAAUUCUAUCGAUAAUUUCCACCCAGGGUGGUCAUCUCCCAGAUAAAAAUUCACUAAUAAGUUAACAGAGUUUGAGAGCGUUCUCAGUGAUGGUAGUACACACUGCACAGUUAUUCUGGAAUCCAGUAUUCUUGUCCAUCGGACUUAUGUGCUCAAUCCAGCGGAGUCAUCUCUCGCUCUCGCAUCUAAGCCGCAUCGUGCAUCGUUCAGAACUCCGAGCGGGGUUCAGCCUCUCACACAAACUGUGUCCCAACAUCCCUUUGGACCACUACUACCGGAGCCGCAAUCGCAAUGAUCAUCAUUCAUAUAUGCACCGUCCGCUCCGUUGGAGCACUGCGCCCUGCUGUACUACCCUGCUGCUGACGGAUUCCCGCUCGCUCAGCCGUCGACGAGUGGAUGUCGCCCAAGGCACCGGCAGUCGCACUUACACCAGCGCAAGCUGUAUAAAUUCUGAUCAACCGACAUCUGGCAAUUUAGUUGCAGUCUGAUAUUUCAUACGAACGAUUGGAGACAAUCUGCUACGAAGAACGGACCUUUCUCGGCUGUGCUGUGUGCGUCAGAAGAUGAUGUGCUGUGCUAUGCUGUGCUGCUACAAAACAACAAAAAACAUUUAAGUGCAAGAUUGUGUUUCAUGCGUAUCAAAGUUUUGUGGUGUGCCCAAUUCUUUGGCACGCUCUUCCAGGGGGAUCAGUGAACUGAUUAAGUACAGCGAAAGUUCUCCGCGCUACCCGCAACGACGCAGAGUUCGAUCAGUGCCUGUGAUUGCCCCGUGCAUUGUUCGGGGGUUUGUUAGAACGGAUGUUCGCUUGCGUGUGGGUCUGCUGUGUGCGACUAAGGCCUCCGUGUUCCAGGUGAUCGCGAUCGGAAGUGACAGCCGACAGGAAGCGGCAACCGAAACUAAACCCGAAGCCAGUGAUAGUGAAGGGGAAUUGCAUUAAACCAGGAUUCAGUGGGUCACUGGAUUCUAGCCAUAGUGAUCGGUGAUCCCAAUACGCCCCCUCGAAGUGUCUCAUCAUGCACAGGCUGAUAGUGCUGCUAUUGCUGUUGGCACUGCAAAUAGCGCACCAUCGUGCGGCCGGAAAUGUUCUAUUGCGACAAUUUCUCAUUACAGCUGUGGAACGCAACUGCGUUGUACCUCUCAAGCCGGACUGGUCCUACUCUUCGCCGCUGAUUUUCACACAGAACGGAGUGUUGGUUUCGCCCGAGAAUGAUAGUUACGAUGUGGAGGACAUUACGCUGGCCACUGGCGAUGAGGUGGUGCUCUCCUGCUCUCCAAACUACUUUCGCGAGUUUUCCUCCGAGAAGGUACUGUGGGCCCGGUGUAAAAAGGAUAAAACGUUUGUUAACGGUGCGGACAAGAACUUUGUAUCGGCGUUGUCAUGCAAGGAGCGACCAAUUGAAGAGAUCAUCGUCUCGGUGCGUGGCUGUCCGGCAACGUUACGCUCGAUCGAGUACGGCUUCACCAAUCCUGUCACCAACAAAUCCUACAUUCUCGGUGAGGCUUGCUACGACGUUAAAGUCGGCCGCACCCAUUUCAUCCACACGAAGGUAAAGUCCGGCACCAACAGCAUCGAGCAGCUAGCACUCAAAGUAAAGGACAACGUGACUUACUUCCAUGGCUACCAUCCGACGCAGCGCUACAAGGUGGACCUCAGUAAGGCGCUAAACAUCAACGAUCAAGCAGAACGCUUCCGACCCGUCUUCGGGCCGAAAAAUGCGCCCAAAAUCGAGGCCCGCCGGUACGUUAACGAGGCGCUGCUCACCCACCGACAGUAUCUUUCAGUAUUAAAGAUGGCCUGGAACUAUCAGAUCGUUAAGGAUCGCGAGCAACUUCUGAACCUCGACCGGCUGGUGCAGGACAUACGCGGCCUCGAGGUGCCCGAGGUGGAGAUCUACACCGGAGCGCAUGGCGUCAUGACGCUGCAGGACAAGCACAACCAGAGUGCGGAGGUGUACCUAGUGCGCGAGAACCGUUUCCCGGUACCGCAGCUACACUGGACGGUGGUCCGUUCGCAGGAGCGGGCAGUUGCCUUUGCCGUCUUUGGGAAGGCACCACAGACCGAGCAGGAGCGCGAGCGGCGCACUUUCUGCAUGAGCCAGUGCGAGCAGAUCUCAUGGCUGAAGAAGCUGCACGAAAAUGACGCGUGGCAGGAGGCUCGAGCCGGGUUCGUACUUUGCUGUGAGCUCGAAGAGUUUCGCCGUACGGUCAAGGAGAUGCCCCAGGUCACUGGGGUAAAGGCUGUGCUCGUGUAGAGCUCGGUGUUAUGCGACUAAUUGUGCUAUUGUAGAAAUCGAGGAAACUCCACAAAAAGGAAAUGAUGCAGCUUAAUUCGAUUGAAUCUCCUGUUCAGAUACCCGUCAGAACACGCCAUCACAAAACAACACAACAGUGGCAGAGGGUUUUGAUCCAACAGACCAACAGUACAGCUAUUCGGGCGGGCUAAGCGAUAAGGUACUGUUUUACUCUCUAUCGAUUGAUUGCUGCUGCUAGUACUUCCACAGCUACCACAACAACUACUACGACUACUUCUUCUGAAGUCUACCCGACCCUGCUCGAAGCACGGUGUCGGUAUUGUGAUUUGAAUUCACUUUGUGUGUAUGUGUGUAUUGUUUUAAAUUAAAACUCUAGCUGUUAGUAUGUAGUAUUUAAACAAAAAAACAAAAAACAAAACAAAAACAACACAUGAACAGAACUAGCAUUGCGCAAAUAAAAAGUACAAUUCGUUUAGUGUGCUUGAAACAUGAA